Molecule: messenger RNA, 1915 nt
Organism: Lytechinus variegatus (green sea urchin)
Lineage: Eukaryota; Metazoa; Echinodermata; Echinoidea; Temnopleuroida; Toxopneustidae
Product: cytochrome P450 2U1-like
Exons: 6
Coding region: 324-1823 (499 amino acids)
Biological process (GO): xenobiotic metabolic process
Cellular component (GO): cytoplasm; intracellular membrane-bounded organelle
Molecular function (GO): oxidoreductase activity, acting on paired donors, with incorporation or reduction of molecular oxygen, reduced flavin or flavoprotein as one donor, and incorporation of one atom of oxygen; heme binding; iron ion binding
Source: RefSeq, a predicted model, not a curated record
CCUGAGAUUUUGAAAUCAAGAGAAGAUUGAGUAUAGACUCUCGUUGUGGAGAGGGACCUGUGUCGAUGUACUGUACGAGUGUGUAACAUGGUUGCAAGCGCAGUAAUAGAUUCCGAUCUGAAAAGUGAUUUGAUUGUCCUUCAGUCGAUUCUUUGAGUGGAUACACCUUUCAAAGUUGUGUAAACAAAUUCAAAGAAAGGUUUGAUCACUGCUCAUUGUUUGACCAGUAGUCAGAAAUAGAGGCCUAUUACAGCGGACUAAGAGCUGCUUGAUAUUUUCGGGAUAUUGAAUGUAUUAACAAAGUCAAUACGUGGAGACGGAGGAUGGAUAUGGGUAUAUUCCAAACUAGCAGAUUGAGAGAUGGGCUGGUGUUCGUCGCUGCUUUCCUUCUUGUGAAAUGGCUGGUGGUGGGAUCCAAAUCAAGAAGAAAGUCGGCGUUUCCUCUGCCCCCUUCGCCUCCGGGUCUCCCACUGAUCGGACAUCUUCUUAUGCUCCGUGGAGACUUUCGCCAUGUCUUCCGAGGACUGAUGGACAAGUACGGCAACAUUUUCUCGAUUCGUGUAGGACCCCAGACGAUCAUGGUGAUGAACGACAUCGAUGCGGUUAAAGAAACCUUCGUGAACCAGUCCGAUACCUUUUCAGACCGACAUAUGCCCCCUCUGCUCAAAUACGCUCUUGGUUCUGCGGGUAGUUUUGCCUUUGACAAUGGCCCUGUAUGGAAAGCUCGUCGUCGCUUUGGCUUCGGUGCUAUGAGGACGUUCGGCGUUGGGAAGUACAGCAUGGAACAACGGAUCAUCGAAGAGGCGAACGUACUUUGUGAGGUCAUCGAGAAUAACCAAGAAACCAGUUUCAACCCAAGAGAACUUAUCACCCACUCCGUAUCCAGCAUCAUCUGCGGCAUAACCUUCGGACAGAGGUUUGAUUUAAAUGAUCCAGAAUUCAAGGAAUUGAUUGGAAGAAUGCACACUGCACUGUCAACCAUCACAUUUUUCUCCGUGGGACAACUUUUCCCGUUUCUCCUACACACGCCUUUGUACUCUGACUUCCGUCAACUGGUCUUCCGGCUCAAAUCUCUGGUAACGCGCAUGGUCCGGGAACACGAGAACAGCCUCGAUGAUCAGCACAUUAGAGACAUCAUUGACCUCUACGUCUUGGAGAUUCGAGAGCAGAAAAAACGCAGAGAUGACAUCGUAUUUGAUGAGACGAGGGUGUGGCGUGGCAUCUUCGAUCUGUUUGCGGCAGGGACAGGGACCACGAGUACGACGUUGAUGUGGGCUAUUUUCUUGAUGGCAUCGCAUCCUGAUACCAUGAAGCAGGUGCAAGCUGAGAUUGAUAGCAUUAUUGGCGAUCAUCGCUCACCAUCGAUGGCAGACAGGGAGGCAAUGCCACUGACAAUGGCAACUAUCUUGGAAAUCCAGAGAUUUCGACCAGUAGCACCCCUUGGGUUUCCCAGAUUCACCAGUAGGGAUGCUGUGGUCAAAGGAUAUUCCAUUCCUAAAGGAACAGCGGUCCUCGUGAAUUUAUGGGAGCUCAUGCACAGUACAGAGUAUUGGGACCAGCCUGAAAAGUUCAAACCUUCACGAUUUCUGUGUGAAGAUGGGAAGAGCAUUAUCAAACCGGAUGCAUUCAUUCCAUUUGGUACAGGGAGUCGUUCGUGCUUGGGAGAGAUAUUGGCAAAGAUGGAAAUCUUCCUGGCUUUCACGUGUCUCCUUCAAAGAUUCAACUUUUACUUGUCUGAGGAUUCACCGACAAACACUGAACCAAUACCUGGACUUGCAUUGAUACCGCCUGAUUUCCGUAUUAGAGCUGAGAAAAGAUUGUAAAAAUGUUACUUUCUGACUUUGUCGCCUCUUUCAUUCAUUCAUUCAUUUAUUCAUCCAUUAUUUCUGUCUUCUUUUCUUUCUUUCUUUCUUUG